GUGCGGAAGCGGAAGAGGCUGCGGGGCCGGGAAGCCUCUCUCCGGUCUAGCCGGGUCCCCGGGACCGGCCGCCCGCCGUGAUGCCGAGCCCCCGGAGGACCAUCGAGGGACGGCCGCUGGGCGCCUCGGGCGGGAGCAGCGUCCCUGGCAGCCCGGCUCACGGCGGCGGCGGCGGUGGCGGCAGCGGCAGGUUCGAGUUCCAGUCGCUGCUAUGCGGCCGUGCGGGCGCCGAUCCUGCCUGCGCCCGGCUGCGCGCGUCCGACAGCCCGGUGCACCGGCGCGGCUCCUUCCCGCUGACUGCCGCGGCCCCCGCGCAAGCAACCCCGGCCCCGCCGCCGGAGGACGACCGCAUGAACCUGAACCCGUCCUUCCUGGGCAUCGCCCUGCGCUCCCUGCUGGCCAUCGACCUGUGGCUGUCCAAGAAGCUGGGGGUGUGUGCCGGGGAGAGCUCGGCCUGGGGUAGCGUGCGGCCCCUGAUGAAGCUGCUCGAGAUCUCGGGGCACGGCAUCCCCUGGCUGCUGGGCACCCUCUACUGCCUGCUUAGGAGCGACAGCUGGGCCGGGCGCGAAGUGCUGAUGAACCUGAUCUUUGCCCUGCUGUUGGACCUGCUGCUGGUGGCUGUCAUUAAAGGGCUGGUCCGCAGGCGCCGACCAGCGCACAAUCAGAUGGACAUGUUUUUCACCCUCUCGGUGGACAAGUACUCCUUUCCCUCGGGCCAUGCCACGAGGGCCGCCCUGGUGUCGCGGUUCAUCCUGAACCACCUGGUGCUGGCUAUUCCACUGAGGGUGUUGGUGGUGCUGUGGGCCUUCGUCUUAGGUCUCUCCAGGAUCAUGCUUGGGCGGCACAACGUCACCGAUGUGGCUUUUGGCUUUUUUCUGGGCUACAUGCAGUACAGCAUUGUGGAUUAUUGCUGGCUGUCACCCCACACUGUUCCGCUUCUUUUUGUACUGUGGAAUCAACAGUGACACCAUCUCACUGAUUGUUGGCACCAGAAGGUCUGCAGGUUUCCACCUUCGAGGAUU
Molecule: messenger RNA, 1022 nt
Organism: Acomys russatus (golden spiny mouse)
Lineage: Eukaryota; Metazoa; Chordata; Mammalia; Rodentia; Muridae
Gene: Plpp6
Product: phospholipid phosphatase 6
Exons: 1
Coding region: 81-965 (294 amino acids)
Molecular function (GO): sphingosine-1-phosphate phosphatase activity
Source: RefSeq, a predicted model, not a curated record